GCAAAACCAAAGAGAAACAUUAAUAUUAAAAGAUUUAAUUUCUGAUAAUUAUGAGUUGCAAUGGUUGUCGAGUUCUUCGAAAAGGUUGCAGUGAGAAUUGCAUCCUCCGUCCAUGUAUUCAAUGGAUCGAAUCACCUGAAGCUCAAGGCCACGCCACCGUCUUCGUGGCUAAGUUCUUUGGCCGUGCCGGUCUCAUGUCUUUCAUCUCCGCCGUACCGGAAUCUCAAUGCCCUGCUUUGUUUCAGUCUUUGCUUUACGAAGCUUGUGGAAGAACUGUGAAUCCGGUGAACGGAGCCGUCGGAUUGUUGUGGACUGGGAACUGGAAUAUUUGUCAAGCGGCGGUUGAGACGGUGCUUCGUGGUGGUUCUUUGAAACCGAUACCGGAGCUUCUAAACGGCGGUGGAUUCGCCGGGUUUCCGUCUCCAACUUCCGACGAAGCUUCCGAGAUUUGUACGGAAAUGUUGAAUCUACGAAAAGAUGAUGAUUCCGGUGACCGUAAUAUUUACCAUCACUGCCGAUUCUCAAGCUCUAGAUCUAGAUCAACGGCUUCUCCACCGAAACGGAAACGUUUAACGUCGGAGCAACCCUCGUCGGAGCUCGAUCUCUCUUUAAUCCCUACUUUUCCGAUUAAAACGGUGCCGUUUAAGGAAGAUACACCGUCGAUGUACUCGGAGGAGUCUGUCACGACGGUUUCGUUUCGAGACAACAGCGGCGGUGAUCGGUACGUACGCGGCGGAGGAGGAGAAACAGCAAAGUUGCUCAACCUUUUCGCUUAAACGGCGUCGUUUUUGUUUUCCGGGUUAAGAGUGUAAUUUCGAGUAACUUUUUGUGCCCUUUUUUGGAUUAAUAUUUUGGGGAAUGUGGCAAAUUACGUGAUUUGUUUCUCUCUUUAAUUAUGAGAAAUUAACCAAAGUAAUAGAGAAGUAUAUUGUAA
Arabidopsis arenosa is the source of this 934-nucleotide messenger RNA. NCBI's taxonomy places the organism in Eukaryota, Viridiplantae, Streptophyta, Magnoliopsida, Brassicales, Brassicaceae. The record is from the annotation of a GenBank genome assembly.